Molecule: messenger RNA, 843 nt
Organism: Telopea speciosissima
Lineage: Eukaryota; Viridiplantae; Streptophyta; Magnoliopsida; Proteales; Proteaceae
Product: transcription factor MYB77-like
Exons: 1
Coding region: 20-820 (266 amino acids)
Biological process (GO): regulation of DNA-templated transcription
Cellular component (GO): nucleus
Molecular function (GO): RNA polymerase II cis-regulatory region sequence-specific DNA binding; DNA-binding transcription factor activity, RNA polymerase II-specific
Source: RefSeq, a predicted model, not a curated record
UGCCAAGACAAGAAGAUCGAUGGCAGGUGCGAACGAAAGAGGUGAUCGGAUCAAAGGGUCGUGGAGCCCUGACGAAGACGCGAAGCUAACGAAGCUGGUAGAGCAACAUGGGCCACGGAACUGGUCCCUCAUAAGCUCAAGCAUACCGGGUAGAUCGGGGAAGUCGUGCAGGUUGAGGUGGUGCAACCAGCUGAGCCCUUUGGUUCAACACCGUCCCUUCACACAGGCGGAAGACGCCAUCAUCCUUCAAGCCCACGCCACACACGGCAACAAAUGGGCUACCAUUGCCCGUCUCCUUCCCGGUCGGACUGAUAAUGCGAUCAAGAACCAUUGGAACUCCACCCUUCGCCGCCGGUUCGCUUCCGAGUCGUCAUCCACGUCAUCCGAGCCCGAAUCGGAUUUUGAGCCCACAAGGAAGCGGUUGCGUCUCCGGGUUUCGCCUCAGAACAAUUAUUAUUCCUAUGAUAAUGGCAACAGCAAUAUUGAGAGACUAAGGGAGCCUGAAACGUUGUUGACGUUGUUCCCGCCGGGGGAGAGUGAGUCGUCGUCUUUGCCGACACACACGGCGCACGUUAGGGUGGAGGAGGAGGUGGCGGUUAGGGUAAAGAAGGGUGAUGGGACGGAUCGUGUUUCCCAAAUUGGAGGAGGGGAGGAAGAAAUAAAGAAAGAGAGAUGUGCGGCGGAGAUGAAAGAGAUGUGUUUGAUGACACUAAUGCACCGUAUGAUUGCGAAAGAGGUCAGGAAUUACAUUGACGGAUUACGGACUCAUGGUGGACUAGACACUGGGAUUGAACCCGAACCCGAAUCAGAAAAUUCUUAGAAGUUAGAGAAUAGAGAGUUUAG